CCCGUACCGAAGGCCGUCGUGCGUUUCGUCGUUGUGUACGCUGUGCGUUGUCGAGUGCUUGUAAGAAUAAAUAUCACUUAGCCGCCGGUUGAUAAUUUGGUUCCGGACGACAGAGAGGCUACCUUUUCGGCUCCGGAAAAGCAUUAGCACAGACCCCCCCCGUGUGACCAUGUCGUGGAGGAAUUUGUGGGCGUGUGGUUGGGAUUCUACAAAUGAAGCUGCACCAUCGGACCAGCUGAGGGUGUCACUGGUACAGGAGCGGUCCGGCGUUGAUGGAGGGUUUUUGCUAGUGCAACUGAUCGCCUGCCAUCUGCGCGAGGGUCCGCAGAACCAUGUGCUAAUGUUUGCAUCGCAUCAUACGGCCGCUCAUUACAUUGGGGCCGCACAGAAGUUGACUUUUAACGCACGUAGCUAUAUCGAAUCAGGCAAGCUUCAACUGGUUGAUGUGAACGCGGAGUUGUAUGCGCAGUGUCCCAAACUUGAGCCCACCCAGUUGCUGACACAUCUUCGGAACCGGGUACGCGAUGUACCAGCCACAUCAAACACCGUUGUCAUCGUAGACGAUCUCAGCUUCUACACGAUCAUGGACCCGUCACCCGAGGCCGAGGACAGUGUGAUAGAUUUCGCGGAGGAACUAAUUGACAAGGCGCAACCCGGCAUCAGUCACGUCGUGCUGAAGGUGAACGCGGCGGAGUGCUACGAGCGCCUGUGUGCCACCCUGGACGACCUGGCCACCAUUUCCAUCCUGCUCGAACCGCUGCCGUCGGGCAACUUCCGCGAAGUGGAUGGGCGCAUGACGGUGCACGAGCGGAGGGCCGAGGAUCGGUCGUCGGGUCUCGUUUUGCGAAAGGCUCGCUGCAAUCUCCUGUACAAAGUUGGUGACCGCCAGGUACAGACGUUCGUCCCGGGAGAGUUUGGAAUAAAAAACCUAUGAAGGUGGUG
Messenger RNA from Anopheles coustani, 942 nucleotides. RefSeq lists its product as uncharacterized. Bases 170 to 934 code for a protein of 254 amino acids. The transcript has 2 exons. Gene Ontology annotation, cellular component: elongator holoenzyme complex. Lineage: Eukaryota; Metazoa; Arthropoda; Insecta; Diptera; Culicidae. The record is from RefSeq and is a predicted model, not a curated record. Gene Ontology annotation, biological process: tRNA wobble uridine modification.